Molecule: messenger RNA, 3248 nt
Organism: Parasteatoda tepidariorum (common house spider)
Lineage: Eukaryota; Metazoa; Arthropoda; Arachnida; Araneae; Theridiidae
Biological process (GO): cell surface receptor signaling pathway; G protein-coupled receptor signaling pathway
Cellular component (GO): membrane
Molecular function (GO): G protein-coupled receptor activity
Source: RefSeq, a predicted model, not a curated record
GUUCCGAAGAUUUGAAAAUCUUUCCGCAGUGAGUCACAAACUUGUUCGAUUCUUGCAGUUGCGAGAAGUGUUCGAAGCUCCAGUAUUGAAAAGUUCGCUCAGUAGGUUAGUUGCUAAUCUGUUGUGAAAGCACGUGUUUUUAGAAAUUCGAAUUAUUGGAUAGUGUUUCUCACUUCUGACUUUCGCACGAAGCUUUGUACAAUAAAAUGAUUUGUAAGUUCUGGCUUGACAACGGAUAAUAUUCUGAUUUAAUUUGUGUGACUGCCGUGGUGUGUAAAUAUUUUGAUAUUGCAGCUGUAGAUUUGGGAAAAUGGGAAAGACGUAUUUUGGAAUGUUCACCUUGGCCUUCAUCGCCCUAUCCUUUGUGACUGUUAGUGCCAAAGUUCAUCUAAGUUACAGUGAAAUACAUAAAAUGGGCGGCAUAUGCCCUGCUUUGGAAAGCUGCCAGAAACCUGACGACCGAUUCAGAUCUGGCAACCGAGAACUUCUUCUGCCAAAAGAUAAAAACUGUGCCUGUGAUUAUCUGUGCGCCGACUAUGGCGAUUGCUGCAUCGAUGCCCCGGAUGUCGAGGUUAAAUAUUCAUUGCCAGAUUUCAAUUGCCUCGAAAUGAAACAGUUUGGUGGUGUCUUCAUGAUCGACACCUGCUUACAUUCUUACGAAGGCCCUGAUGACGUCAGGUAUCAAUGCGAAAAUUUGAUGCCUGGAGAUGUGACGGAUCCCAUUGGAGCAAUGCCUGUUACAAAUUAUCAGACUGGAGUAACUUUUAAGAACUACUACUGUGGUAUUUGCAAUUAUAUGACCGACAACUUAGUGUUGUGGACUCCCAGGCUAGAGUGUCCGACCGUGUCUUUAAUCGAAAGCACACCGAAUAUAACCCAUGAAUAUGCUUUCAAAAACUUGGCUUCCACUGACAAAAGCUGGGGACUUUACCUAACUGGCGACAAUGGAUCUUUGUUCUUUCAUGACUGCGAAAUUGAUCCUCUUAUGCCUAUGGUUCUAGAAACUAAAAUCAGACUCUGUAGACCAGGUUUAAUAUCUGAUUGCCCACCAGAUUGGGAAAAUGAGGAAGUCCGCGCUAUGUGCCGCUCGUAUAUGGGUGCGAGAUAUAUCCAUGGAGGCGACAAGUACAGAAAUGUGCAUUGUGCUUUAUGCAAUGGUGUCAACACAACUCGCUUGUCAUGCAAAUUUGCUGAGUCGAGAGAAAUUACUACUUAUCGCACUUACGACACCCAUGCAUUUUCUUUGUUAUUGGAUAUCAAUGAUAGAAGAGGCAACAAUGUUGGCAUGAUUCAAUUUUGCGAGGAAGACGAGAUAUUCGAUCCCUUUUUCAAAGUUUGUCGCAGUCUGGCUUGCUUACCUGGUUACAAAAAGAAAGGAACGGAAUGUGUUCCAAGGGGGUUACCAGACCUAGAUGAUAAUUCAAAUAAAGUGGAUGACAUUGACAGCGGUGAUGGUCCCAUUAUUUCGGAAGAUCCUGAACUGAUAAAACUCAGUCCAAGUGAUGAUCAUGACCAAUCCGUGUUAGGGUACCGCGAGAGUUCUGCUGAAAAUGGUACUUUUGACGUUGCGAAUCGAACAGUUUACAGUUUAGCUGAUUCAAAUAUUGACAAACCUCUACACGGAGAACUCAACAAGCUUCAGAACUGCUUGUUGAUAUCACUAACUGUUGAUGAUUAUGUCAUGCUCCCUAAUGCGAAUAUUUAUGUACCGAAGUAUAACAAAACAUAUGAGCCUACAGCGUACCAUGCAGCGGAUGGUUCAAUUUUAAUUUGUUCUCAUUUAACUGAUGAGGUCAAUUUCAAGUUCAUGCCUUUAAUGGGUUAUGUUACAUCAGUAGGAUUAGUAAUCUCAAUGAUUUUCAUUGUAGUUCAUUUGAUUGUUUUCUUCUUGGUGCCAGAGCUUCAAAAUCUUUCAGGGAAAAAUCUAGCAUCGCACUGCAUUGCCCUUUUGUGCGCGUACUUGUGCUUUUUAACUGGAUCACUUGGAGUUCUUAGUUUCGAAGCAUGCUCUGCAAUAUCAUUUUUGACCGUGUAUUUCUUUCAAGUUUCUUUUUUUUGGAUGACGGUGAUGGCUUUUGAUGUUUGGCGAUGUUUGAAAAUGGCGACUACAGAACUUCGAGUAGCCAAAGGCAAACAGCUGAAGCGAUUUUUCUUUUACUCAAUUUUUGCUUGGGUCAUGCCUAUGUUAAUAAUUGUGACUGCUGCCAUAGCGGAGUUUACUGAUUUGUUCCCCGACGAAUAUAAACCGAAUUUCGCUUCUCCUCGUUGCUGGUUUAAAAGAAGACGUGCUCUUCUAGUAUAUUUUGUUGCACCUUUGAUUGCAGUGGUGGCAGCCAAUAUUUGUUUGUUCUUUUCAAGUGCGCGCAUGCUUGUCAUGGCCAAACAGUCUUCUCUCAAACAACAAAAUCAAAACCAGAAACAAAGUUAUAAGUUAUAUUUGAGAUUAGCUCUUCUCAUGGGUUUGACGUGGACGACUGGAUUUGUUGCUAGUUACUUUGACGUGGAACCUCUUUGGUAUUUAUUUGUAAUACUCAACACUCUUCAAGGAUUGUUCAUCUUCAUAGGUUUCUCCUGUACCAGCAAAGUUUACGAUCAUUUCAAAGGAAAAGGCUCAGAAAAAUUCCAUUCUGGAUCGACUAAUACGUCAAAUCUUUCUACUACACCAUUCUCGUCAAAGCUUUUCACGAGGUUUAAAAGAUCAAUCUCUCCUACACCUUCUAGGUCAAACAGUUCAAUUAGAAAAGUAAAGCCUUUGUUCUGAAGUGUGUUCCUUCUACGGUUCGAAAGUUGAGCUGAGCUACUUGGAAUUUAUAUGUACCUGCAAUAAUCAGUGAAAUAAACACUUUAAGCAAGUUUAACUGAAUGUCAAAAAGCUUCAACUAUUUGUAAGCUAAUUAUUGCGAACUUAAUGUGUAACUACUGUGAUUGUUUUAUGACUUUUACUCAAUUAAGAAUGUACCAUAGUCAAGAAUUUUUGUGAUAAUUGUGGAUAAUUGACAAUCUUCAGGAUCUGAUUUUUAAAGCAACUAUAAACUGAAACUUUGUAAAAACUCUGGCUCAAUUUUUAUAGUGCAUGUAUGUGUAUUCAUUUGUGAUGUUUUUGUGCACCGUGCAAUCAUUAUACAUCUUGCUCUAAUCUCAUAUCACAUCAUUAAACAUUCCAUUAUUUUAAAUAGAUUUUAAGACUUGUGUUUACAAUUUUGAAGAAAAAAAAAAGCUUACAAAAUAAAAGAAAUUUAUAUCUUAAA